This is a messenger RNA of Bombyx mandarina (wild silkworm), 2351 nucleotides long. RefSeq names its product carcinine transporter. Gene Ontology annotation, molecular function: transmembrane transporter activity. Lineage: Eukaryota; Metazoa; Arthropoda; Insecta; Lepidoptera; Bombycidae. The record is from RefSeq and is a predicted model, not a curated record. Gene Ontology annotation, biological process: transmembrane transport. Gene Ontology annotation, cellular component: membrane.
ACCAUUUAAAAACGAUGAUCAAUAAUUAUUAUUAUUAGUUCUAACAAGCGCACAAGAAUAGAUAAUAUUCAACUAAUAAAGCAAUCAUUCGUUGUAAUUCACUGGUCAUUGUUUUAUAAAAUAAUUAACCGACUAGCCUUCGGUCCUAAUGACAAGAGCCAUAGAUAAUGCAACAUGAACGAACGAAAAUACGUAGAAGAACAAGGCCAAGGAAUUCACGAAAUGUCACGUGCAUGACGAAUACUUUAUUUUUAUCGCACUAUUCGCUUCGCAAUACGCGCUUAUGGUCCGAUUGGAAUAGACAGGGGCAGCACUAAUUACACUAACCGAUCAGGUAUCAAUCAUCAGGUUGUUUUUUGAAGUAUUAAUGUUUAGGAACAAACUGGGAUGUUUUCUCGUGAGCGUCAUAAAAGUGAUUCACCGGAAGUUGAUGAUUCGAUUGACUUGGAUGACUUGUUGCCUAAGAUCGGCGAAUUUGGUAUCUAUCAGAAGCUCCUCCUUUGGCUCGUGUGCCUGCCGGCGUGCCUGCCUUGCGGAUUUUGUGCGUUCAACCAAUUAUUUAUGACAGAUGUGCCUGACCAUUGGUGUAAAGUGCCCGAACUGCAAAUGCUAAAUAUAACACAAUACGAACGUAAACUGUUAUCGAUCCCAACAAAGGUGAGGUCUUAUUAUUUGAAUUAUAACUACUGUUUUGAGAAAUGCUUUAGAUAUGCAAUGGAUUGGUCUGACAUAAGGAGUGUAUCAGAAAUUCAAUUAAAUAAAAACUUAACCGUGGAACCUUGCUAUGAUGGAUAUGAGUUUAAUAUAACAGAAGUAUCCUCAUCUAUAGUAAUAGACUUUAAUUUAGUAUGCGAGUAUGAUGUCUACCCUACACUUGGAUUGGUCGCUUUAAAUGUUGGAGGACCCAUUGGCGUUUAUUCUUUUGGUUAUUUAAAUGACCGGAUAGGUCGAAAGAAGUCCUUUUUUAUCUGCUUAACUACACUGCUUAUCGGAAGUAUAAUGACAUCAUACGCUCACGAAUAUUGGCUUUGGGUACUCGCCAGAGCUAUCGUUGGCUUAACUAUUCCAGCUGUUUACCAAAUUCCUUUUAUAAUAUCCUUAGAACUUGCCGGACCCAAUUAUCGAUCUUUCGUGACAGUCAUGACAUGUAUAUUUUAUACGUUGGGCUUGAUAUUAUUAUCAGUAGUGACCUAUCUUCUACGAGAUUGGAGAUCUCUGGCAUUAGCUACUUCAGUUCCCUUUACUGUUUAUUACUUAUAUUGGUUUGUUUUACCUGAAUCGCCACGAUGGCUUUUAAUGCGAGGACGACUAGAAGAAGCUAACGAUAUUCUACAAACUAUAGCAAGAGUCAACAAAAAGGAAUUACCCGAUGAAUAUAUGAUUAAACUGCAAAAGUUAAUUUUAGAAUUAAAAGAGGAUACACAACAAAAAAACAAACAGCAAGAAAGUGUGUUUACUCUAUGUCGUACACCAAAUAUGCGACUCAAGACGUUUUUGAUCACAUUAAAUUGGUGCGCAUCUGAAAUGGUAUACGUUGGCCUAAGUUACUACGGCCCGGCUAUUGGCGACAAUCAGUAUAUGAGUUUCUUUCUGUCGUCCGCCGUUGAAAUACCGAGCUACCUUAUAUGUUGGAUGCUCAUGGAUCGUAUUGGCCGAAGAUGGCCUCUAUGUUUAUCGAUGGUUAUUAGCGGCAUUUUUUGUAUCGUAACCGUUUUACUACCGAAAGAUGCCAUCACAGAAACGCUCAUACUUUACCUUAUUUCGAAAUUAUUUAUCUCAGCAUCUUUCUUAAUAAUAUAUCCUUACGCUGGUGAGCUCUAUCCUACGGCAUUACGAGGAGUGGGAAUAGGUACUUCAGCGUAUAUUGGUGGCUUGGGUUUGAUCAUAAUCCCAUUUAUUAAUUAUCUGGGUUCCAACAACUUAGUUCUACCUCUUGUAGUCAUGGGAGCAGUAUCAGUUGUCGGGGGUUUGAGCGCCCUUCGACUGCCGGAAACACUACAUUGUCCGCUACCACAAACAGCCGAGGAAGGAGAAGAGUUCGGCAAGGACUGGACGUACAAAGAUUGUUUUACAUGUGGAGCAAAAACAGAAGCAACAACUAACGAUUCUUAUGAAAAUCUGGACCAGUUAGAACUAACACAAGCACCACUCGUAGAAGUUGACGAAGCAGCAGGAAUUGCACCCAAACGACGUAGCUCUAUGCGGAAGUUGCUCCGACAAACCAGCGUCGUUGAAACCCAACGGGAUGUAGACGGAAACAUUAAAAUGACCUAUUGGUUUUAGUUUAGCUAGAGUUUAUCUAUACACGUACUCGAUGAAAGAAAUUAUUAAAAAAGAAUGAAAAAAGUCAA